Molecule: messenger RNA, 3278 nt
Organism: Xyrauchen texanus (razorback sucker)
Lineage: Eukaryota; Metazoa; Chordata; Actinopteri; Cypriniformes; Catostomidae
Product: gastrula zinc finger protein XlCGF57.1-like
Exons: 3
Coding region: 230-1480 (416 amino acids)
Source: RefSeq, a predicted model, not a curated record
AAGAGCUGCGCCGCGAUGUUGUUGUAAACAUCGGCUGUGGAAAGAUAUUGACUCCAUAUCACAAUAUUCAUCAUGAUUCACCCCUGCAGUGCAGCCACUCCCACAGCAGUUGACCAAUAAAUGCUGUGAUUAUUUUCCUCAACCUUCAUGUCAAGGACACUCAGAUUCCAACAAGCAGGAAUAACUCCAGCUGUAACAACUGAAAUUAGUCUGACACACUGUUGUAGUGAUGGAUGUUAUUAAAGAGAAGAGUGAGGACAUUGGUAAUCCAGAACCAUGCAUAAUGAAUAAAGAAGGAAAUAAGGAAGAAAGAGUGAAAGAGGAAAGUCAAGAACUGAAUGAAGUGGAGGACGGACAUCGGUAUCAGAAACCUCUUGAUUUCACUACUGGAGAAAAAUUGUAUAGUUGCAAUUUCUCACAAAGAAGUUUGGAAGGAACAAAGGCCAAAAAUUGUCACCACUGCCCUCAAUGUGGAAGGAGUUUCACACGUAGCAUAAACCUUAAGAAUCACAUCACAAUUCACUCUGGAGAGAAGCCUUUUACAUGCCUUCAAUGUGGAAAGAGUUUCAGGCAAAAGAGAUGCCUUAAGGAUCACAGACGAAUUCACGAUGGAGAGAGCUCUUUCGCAUGUCUUCAGUGUGGAAAGAGUUUUUUUCAACAUGGAAGCCUUAUAAGACACCUAAGAGCUCACUCUGGAGAGAGGCCUUUCACAUGCCUUCAUUGUAGAAAGAGUUUUACAAGAAAUGAACACCUGAAGGAUCACAUGAGAAUUCACUCUGGAGAGAGGCCUUUCACAUGCCCUCAGUGUGGGCUGAGUUUCAUACAUCAAAGUGCACUAAACAGUCAUAUGAAAAUUCAUUCAGGAGAGAAAAUACACCAUUGUUCUCAGUGUGGCAAGAGUUUCACUCGGGCGUCACAUCUCAAAGUUCAUCUGCGCUAUCACGCUGGAGAAAAGCCAUUUAACUGUGAUCAGUGUAGUCAAACUUUUAUGUUUGCAUCUGAACUAAAAAGACACCUGACAAUUCAUGCAAAUGAAAAGCCGUACUUGUGUUCUGUUUGUGGAAAGAGUUUUUCUCAGCUGGCCUACUUUAAAGAGCACCAGAAGAUACAUCUCAGCGUGAAAGCUCAUGUGUGCUCAGAGUGUGGUAAAGCUUUUCUUCGAGUUAGCUCUUUGAAACUGCACCAAAGAACCCAUACUGGAGAAAAACGUUACAUGUGCUCACAUUGUGGAAAGAGUUUCACUGCUUUAGGAACCCUGAAAACCCAUGAGAGAGUUCAUACUGGAGAGAAGCCAUACCACUGCCUGCCAUGUGGGAAGAGUUUUGCUACUUUAGGAACCCUGAAAAUACAUGAAAGAUUGCAUAGUGGAGAGAGGCCGUACCACUGCACUUUAUGUGAGAUGAGUUUCAGCACAUCGGGUACUCUACUGAGACAUUUAAAGAAGCAUUGCCCAAAGUUGUCACUACAAACUUUUUCUUGAGAAUCUCAUCAACUUUGUAUAUAAGAUUGUAGGUUUGUUACGAUACCAACAUUUCAGUAGUGGUUACUCAUACUGGAGAAAUUUCACGGUUCUCGAUGCCAGUUUCGAUACCACAGCAAAAAUAUGCUAAUGUGGUAAUGUGUUAUUUAACACACUCCUUUAGCCUAUUUAAAGUUACAUUUUAAUGUAAAUAAUGAAUGAAAAGAUAUGGAUUGUUUCCUUCAAGUGUUUCUCGAUUAAGGAUGCAUUGCUAUGUGUUUUUAAAUACGGCCAAAAUUACCUGUUAUAAAGUUUAAUUUAUUUUCAUAAUUAAAAUGGUGUCUAAUUAAAUUAAUUUGUAAAACUUUUAACAAGUGAAAAUAGAACAAUUACUUUGCAACAUAUCAUUGCAUUUUUUAACAAAGUUUUAUUCAGUACAACAGCACACUUCCGUGUGUUAUAUUGCUUUUUAUUAUUAUUUUUUAUAUUACUACAUUGAAUAUUACAUUUAGCUAUACAGUUAAGCAUAGUAAAAGUAUUUCUUCAAUUGCAGGCAUCUAGCUUUUAUUUUGAAUCAUGCUUUUAUUUUGAUGUGAGCUUUUAUUUUGACGCAUGUUUCGACAGAAGCUUCACUUCACCAGAUAAACAAUUCACUACAUGCCCCAGUGAUAUCACUGAAGCACAAAAGCUUUGAAUUUGUGUCAGAUUGAGUCUGUGCACUACCGAUACUACAGAAACACUGGUAUCGUGAUUUUUUUUUUUUUUUUAUCAACUUGGUACUGAAGACAACACUAAAAUGUUGUAUUUGUAUUUUGUAAAAGAUCCUAAAAGGAGUGAUAUGGUGUUUGAAACUUCACCAGUACACAAUUUCUAUCAACCUUAAAGCAUAAUAUAGGAUAUAAUGCUAUUCCAGUAUUCCAAAUGUGUGCGUUUGUUUGCAAAAACCAGUCACGCUUGUAUGUGUGGUUGUUUAUUGUUGAAUAUGGAAAUAACUUUCAACCGGGGGUCCAUAUGGGGGCCUCAGCAAACUUCCAAGGGUUCUCAAGACAUUAAAAAGUUGUUAAAAAGCUGUAAUAUAUUAAUUAAACUUGAUUUUAUCUAAAAAUCAAGAUGGACAACAUAUAAACUGAUAUUAUAUUUCUUAUUUAAUUUAAAAUUAGUUAAAAAUCUAUAAUAUAAUUGUAGGGCGGGGCCGGGUAGUGAUUCUGCCCACCUGGCUCCUAAUCAGGCUAAUUAACCCUUAAGGCUGACCGAAGACGGCAGUGCAAUAGAGAGAGAGAUUUACGGACAGCUGUGUGUGUGUUUGUCUUUUUUGAUUCAGUUUAUAAUUAAAAUAUUAUUUAUAUUUUCAAGCCGGUUCUUGCCUCCUCCUUUCCAUUAAUCCCUUUACAAUAAUAAUUGAAAUUGGACAACAUGUAAACUGAUAUAAUAUUUUUUAUUUUAAUUAAAACACCUGGAGUCGUAAGUUCGAAUCCAGGGCAUGCUGAGUGACUCCAGCCAGGUCUCCUAAGCAACCAAAUUGGCCCGGUUGCUAGGGAGGGUAGAGUCACAUGGGGUAACCUCCUCGUGGUCGGUAUAAUGGGGUUCUCUCUCGAUGGAGGGGGUGGUGAGUUGCGCAUGGAUGCCAAGGAGAAUAGCAUGAAGCCCCACACACGCUAUAUCUCCAUGGUAAUGUUUUCAACAAGCCACACGAUAAGAUGCGCAGACUGACGGUGUCAGACAUGGAGGCAAAUGAGAUUCAUCCUCGAGCAUUGGGAAUUAGGCAUUCCAAAUUGGGAGAAAAUAAAAAAAAUUAACUCCCUUUUAAAAACUGUUUUUA